CAGGUCCUUGCCCGGACUCUCGAAUCGGCGAUCCUCACUUCAAUUGUUAUUGGGCGCGAGACGAGGGAACAACAACGAUGGAGAAAGCUCGAUCUCGUUUCCUCCUCUUCCUCCGAACCACGCUGUGGAUCCUCAUCGUCUUCGGUUCCCCUCCGAGAAUCUCCUGUAUUCGGAGGGAUUUCUAUCUUCCAGUGCAAAAUGCUUGCAGGAGCACUGUUCAAGGGCGGUUUUUGAUAUCUGAUGACAAGGGCUAUGUAUGCACUUCGCUUUCAGUUGAUCCAUGGACUCGCUGCUGCCCUGAAGCUGGGGAGCAAUUCUCCUGCCAGGGGUGCAACCUUGUGUCACGCUGCUGUAACUCAUAUGAGUAUUGUGUGUCAUGCUGCUUGAAUCCAUCCAAGACUCAGGAAGAACUAGCUGUGAAGGUGAAAAUAGCAAAACAAGAAACUGCAGGCACUUAUUCUAGUGUAUUUGAUUUCUGCGCUGGAAGAUGUCGCCAUAAUUCUGCAAGUGUGGUGCAUGAGAAUGCUUAUGCAAGUGAUUCCCACCACUGUUUUUCCCUAGAUUCAAAUUCUACAAGGAUCACAAGACUUAACUCACCAGCAAGAUUGGCUGGCAUUGAUAUUGUCAUUGGAAAGCAGGGGGAAUCUUGUGAGUCUGCAUGCAAGUUGAAGGGCAUAUCUUGUGUUCCAAGCAGGCUGUUUGUGCUGAAUAACUGUGAAUAUUUACAGAAAUACAUGAGCUGCAAUGACACAUGCUUAGCCAGUACUGGAGCAGAUCAACCUGCUAAAGUUGUGGAUGAUGCGCCCGGGCAUUUAAAUCCAGGAGCUUGCUUGUAUACCCAAAUAGAGAGCAUGUUGUCUUGUGAUGGCUCACACCAGCAUACCAGGAGACUCUGCCCUUGUGCAUGAUAUCAAUUGUGUCUUUUUCUGCUUCUCAGUUGUGGUCGUUAUUUUAUUCAAAAAACACAACAACUAUACAACAAUGAUCAACGAGUGAACUUUCACAAAUCCUCAGAGUGUCUUGAGUUUAGCGCAGAAAAUUCCAGUCCUGGUUACUGCUGCU
Messenger RNA from Dioscorea cayenensis subsp. rotundata (Guinea yam), 1062 nucleotides. RefSeq lists its product as uncharacterized. The record is from RefSeq and is a predicted model, not a curated record. Bases 78 to 908 code for a protein of 276 amino acids. Gene Ontology annotation, molecular function: alpha-1,6-mannosylglycoprotein 6-beta-N-acetylglucosaminyltransferase activity. Lineage: Eukaryota; Viridiplantae; Streptophyta; Magnoliopsida; Dioscoreales; Dioscoreaceae. Gene Ontology annotation, biological process: protein N-linked glycosylation; positive regulation of SREBP signaling pathway. The transcript has 12 exons.